AUGGCAACACAAACACAAACCAAUCGCAGGAAUGGAUCCAUGAAAAUAAGACUCACCAUAUUGUGCGCUAAAAAUCUGGUCAAAAGAGACUUUUUCAGUCUUCCGGACCCCUUCUGCAAGAUCUGUGUGGACGGCUCGGGUCAGUGCCACUCAACCGAUGCCUCGAAGGACACACUGAGUCCAAAGUGGAACAAACACUACGAUCUAUAUGUUGGCAAAUCAGAUUCGGUGACGAUUAGCAUCUGGAACCAGAAGAAGGUCCAUAAGAAGGCCGGCGCCGGCUUCUUGGGCUGCGUUAAGAUUAUGCCAAACGCUAUACAAAGCCUUAAGGAUACCGGAUAUCAAAGACUAGAUUUACACAAAUUUCGCGAAGAAGACCCGGACAUAGUGAGGGGACAGUUGGUUAUCAGUCUGCUAUCGAGGGAUGGGAGCCGAUUACAGAACUGUAUCCUCAAUAACGAAGACCUGCCGGAGGGGUGGACUGAGUGUCGCACCUCUUCAGGCCGAGUGUAUUACGUGAACCACGAGGCCAGGGCUACGCAGUGGGAUAGACCCACGACCUCCACGUUAGUGAACUCUCGUCGCAAUAAUCAUAACAACACUGAACACAAUAACGGGAAUAACAGUUCAAACGGUGCUUCUGGCGCUCAGAGCACUAGUGAAACACCGGUUGUGAGACCAUAUCAGCGCCGAUCCACUCGACACCGAAAUUAUUUGGCGCGCAAUCACUUACACGAAGCCGUAUUGAGUGCCACAAACUCCACAAACUCUCAUCAAAACCGAUCACAAACUCAAAGCACAACUCAACCGGAAUUGCGUACAAAUAAUACUAACACUAACUCUAACUCUAAUGUCAAUGAUUUGCCCGAAGGAUACGAAAUGCGACAAACCUCUCAAGGACAGGUCUACUUCUAUCACGUGGAGACUGGAGUGUCCACUUGGCACGACCCUCGAGUGCCUCGAGAACUCAUACAACAGGGUAUCAAUUUAGAUGAACUCAUUGGGCCUCUGCUUAAUGGCUGGGAAGUGAGACAAACCCAGUCCGGCCGCCAAUAUUACGUCGACCACAACAAUAGGACGACUCAAUUCACUGAUCCCAGACUUGUGGCCAACUCUUUGAUGCUUCAGAACCUUCUUAAUAUUCGCUCGAAUCGUAAUAAUGGAGUAAACGAUGAGAACAAGAAAAUUAGUCAAAGUUUAAGCAAUAAUAAUAUCAACGAAUUCUUGAGUAGUUCUCAAAUACAACGACGAAAUCUUGUUCAGAAGAUGAGUGCCUUAAGACAGGAGUUGCAGACAUUUCAGCCCCAAUCGGGUCACUGCCGUCUGGAGGUCUCCCGACAAGACAUCUUCGAGGAGUCGUACAGAGCUAUACUCAAAAUGAGACCAAAAGAUCUGCGAAAACGACUGAUGAUUAAGUUUAGAGGAGAGGAAGGUCUUGACUACGGAGGCAUUGCUCGCGAAUGGCUUUACUUAUUGUCACACGAAAUGCUUAAUCCAUAUUACGGACUCUUUCAGUACACGAGAGAUGAUAUUUAUACGCUUCAGAUUAAUCCAGAUUCUGCCAUAAAUCCGGAACACUUGUCUUAUUUCCAUUUUGUCGGCCGAGUCAUCGGUUUAGCCGUAUUUCACGGCCAUUACAUUGACGGAGGUUUCACUCUUCCCUUCUAUAAAAUGCUUUUAAACAAAUCAAUUACUUUGGAUGACAUCGAAUCAGUUGAUCCGGAAUUGCAUAGAAGUCUGUGUUGGAUGUUAGAUAACGACAUAACGAAUGUGUUUGACAUGACAUUCGCCGUAAACCACGACUCCUUCGGUCAGCUUCAGGUCCACGAACUGAAGCCAAACGGAAGGGAUAUUAUGGUGACCGAAGAGAAUAAGAAAGAAUACGUUAGACUUUACGUUAACUUUAGGUUCACUAAUGGAAUUGAACAGCAGUUCCAAGCGUUGCAUAAAGGCUUCUGUGAACUCUGUCCCCAACACCUCCUCAACCAAUUCGAUGAGAAAGAACUCGAACUCGUUAUCGGAGGUUUAGGAAAGAUAGAUCUCGACGACUGGAAGGCCAACACUCGACUCAAACACUGCAACUUAGAGUCCAAUAUUGUUAAGUGGUUUUGGAGAGCAGUCGAGGAGUACAACGAAGAGCGAAGGGCACGACUCCUACAGUUCGUAACCGGCAGUUCUCGCGUCCCUCUCCAAGGGUUCAAAGCUCUUCAGGGGUCGACAGGGGCUGCGGGACCGCGACAUUUCACGAUACACUUGAUAGACACGGAUACUGUAAACCUACCGAAAGCUCACACGUGCUUCAACCGCAUUGAUAUGCCUCCGUACGAAUCGUAUGAGAAAUUAUACGAGAAGUUGACGCAAGCGAUUGAGGAGACGUGUGGUUUCGCUGUCGAAUGA
Oppiella nova is the source of this 2397-nucleotide messenger RNA. Lineage: Eukaryota; Metazoa; Arthropoda; Arachnida; Sarcoptiformes; Oppiidae. The record is from the annotation of a GenBank genome assembly.